Molecule: messenger RNA, 222 nt
Organism: Aspergillus sclerotioniger CBS 115572
Lineage: Eukaryota; Fungi; Ascomycota; Eurotiomycetes; Eurotiales; Aspergillaceae
Source: RefSeq, a predicted model, not a curated record
AGGGUGUGGAGAACAGGGCUUCCCGUCCGCUCAGCCGUACUUAAGCCACACGCCGGGAGGUUAGUAGUUGGGUGGGUGACCACCAGCGAAUCCCUUCUGUUGUAUGUUUUAGAACACUACUCCAACUUUUUGCAUGUUCAGUUGACCGACCAGUCGGUGAUUGGAGAAGACUUCCCCGAGCAACAGCGUCUCCAUCCAACUACUUACUUUUUCGAAGGGUAG